GCUCUGUUCAUUCCUGCAGCGUCCCGUUGGAGGACAGUCUGCGUGAACUCGGGAGAGGAAGCGCUGCUCUCUCCAAACUCCCAGGAUUUACACUCUGCCAUUUUGAGGCGAAACCUGCCGCCACCGGGGGUUCGGACGCGUCCAUCACACAGCAGCGACCAUGGCCUGAGUUGGCGAACUUCGCCCGCGCGCGUAUGGGAAAGCCAAACCAGCCAGGGAGGAACUGUUGUUUUUAAUCUGUUAUCAGACCUCUGCAGCCAUGUGUUCCACCAACCAUUCGAACUGGGUCACGUUUGAAGAUGACAACACGCCACUGUCGCCACCUCAGAAGCCCUUACAGUCAUCAGAGAUUAUCAAGGCAUCAGUACCGCGUCCAAAUGGCCUGAAAUUAGUGCUUCCUCCCAUUAAAGACACUUCCUGGAGCUUCAGUCGCUCCUUGGAAUCGCCUCAAAGCACCUUGAGUUUUAGCGGAGGUUCCUGUGCGCCAUGUAACUCGUCUAUUUGCACUCCUGUGAGUGGGGGUCCUGGCAGUGUGUCCCCAUUUCACUCGAACACAUGGGACAAAAUCACCUUCUUCCAGAGUUUGUCCAGCACAUCAACCUCCUCCACUCCCUCACCUGCCCCACAGGCUUUUAAUGAAACCUCAGAUGGACCAAGCCCUUUUCCUUCAUUCCAGGGGAACUCAGGACACUAUAACCCCUUCUGGGAUGGAUCUGGACACAGCGCAGAUGUUGACAGCUCCUCCUCAGACUCCGAAUGUGACAACAGCCUGCCACGUUUCUUCAUUCGGACCAAAGACGGCAGCGAACCUCCACGCGCUGACCUGCAGAGCUCCUUCUCCUUUGUUUGCCACAAACUGCAAGACCUGCGAUCAGAAACUGGGUGUGAAACCGAGACGGAAAAUGAUGACCCGAGGCAGCUAGGUUGUAGGAAUGAGGUAUUAAGCGAGGGUUCAUCUCCGUUUGUUCCCCGCGGUCUGUUCCGUAGCCAGAAAAGAGACGGUUGGCCCAUCAUGCUCAGGAUUCCUGAAAAAAAGAACCGCAUGUCCUCCCGACAGUGGGGGCCGAUCUAUCUCCGCUUAUUGCCGGGGGGUGUGCUGCAGAUGUACUAUGAGAAAGGGCUGGAGAAGCCAUACAAGGAGUUCCAGCUUCUUCCCCAAUGCAGGCUGUCGGAUCUGAAACUGGAAAGCUACAGUGAACCCCGCAAAGUCCUCACGGUCAAAGUGGAACAUUUCUCCUACACAGAAAAGAAACGCUACCACCCUAAGCUGGAGGUUAGUCACGAGGCAGAGGUGGAGCAGCUGCUCAAAUUUGGCUCCACGGUGCACGAAGACAUGGAGGAUCUGGUUGUCUCCAUGGAGGAGGAAAUCUUUAAACUGUGUGUGCCCCAUCAGCAGAGGCGGCACUACGAGGAGCAGGAGCUUUCAUUGCAGAUCACUGAUCACAUCUGGGUACAGCUGGAUAAGUCUGGAGAAGUCAUAGAGAGGACAGCCUUCACUCAGAUUCACUGUCUGGCUUUUCUGAACGGCCUAGAGGAUUGUUUUCUCGCCCUUAAUGACCUCGGGCUGCUGCGCUGCGACUCCAGCUACGCAUCCGAGGAGGGCGCUGAACUGUGGAUGGAGAUAGCUGACUGCCAUUUUCACAAAUGUGUGAACGAGUUGGAGUUCCACAGGUCCCGGCUCAUUAAGUUCACACCCCCCGACGCCUGCCGGGUGGAGCUGAUGCGGUACAAGACGACAGUGUUGGGUUGCACAGAAAUGCCCUUCUCUGUGAAAGCUGUGGUUACAGUUCAAGGCGCCUAUUUGGAGCUCCAGGCCUUCCUAAACAUGUCGGCUACAUUCAUUUCCUCCGUGGGGGUCUGUGAGAAUAUAGUGAUUCGCGUGCCGGUACCGGGCGACUGGGUCAAGGUGACGCAGACGGUGGCCCUUCUCCGGCAGAGGUCCCUCAAGGCACGGAUGAACAGAAACGCCUGUCUGGGCUCCGUCGCUGCUGCAGAUUCACAGCCCGUCAUGCAGGUGUCUAUCGGCACUGUCAAGUAUGAGAACGUGUAUUCGGCCAUUUUGUGGAGAAUCGAUAGACUGCCUGCAAAGAAUAUGGCCGUGAAUCAUCCCCAUUCAUUUUCCUGCAAGCUAGAGCUGGGAUCAGACCAGGACAUCCCAGAUGACUGGUACCCAUUUGUCACCAUGGAAUGUGAAAUUAUGGGCGCAGUGGUGUCCCAGACCAGGGUGAAGUCACUGGGCACCGAGAACGACAUCCAGCCGCAGAAACAUGUGACAAGUUGGACACGCUAUCACUGUCAGGUGGAAGUGGAGAAGAAAUGGAUUGAAACUGAGUCACAGAGGCAGUCUGGCUGUAUGGCACAGUGACAGCUGAAGACGUUCUACUACUAUUGUCUUAAUAUUUAUAUAAUAACACACAAACAAGGGUGAUGAGGGACUUUCUGCCUAUAUCUGGUGUCAUUUAAACUAAUUCCACAUAGCCUGGUAGUAUUUAUAACGGAGGUGUAUUAGUGUAGACUAAUCCACAGGAUACCCUGGUCCUUGUGCCUAGCACUUUACAUUUACUAGAUGUAUUUUUUGUACGAUUACAGUUUAUAUGAAUACUGUACAUAAGCUUGCAUUUGCAUCAUCUGCACUGCCCUCCAGAAUGAUCGGGAGCCCUGAUAAAUGUGUGCCAAAAGGGCUCUGAGAUAAACGGCUUAAAUAAUGAGCAGUAUUCACUGGGGUUGAGAUAAGCUAAUUAAAAACAGAUAUUUACGAUUAGGCCCCAGCGCCCCCCCCCCCCCCCCCCCCCCCCCCCCGGGAUCAGCACAUAACUCCACAUUUAAUUUGGUAUGAACACAUGAAAGCGUUAUGUGGCAUGAAAGUGUUUGAUUAUUGCUCUCAAACGUCUCGUUGUUGGUUCAGAGGUUGGUCUCAUCACGCUGAGUCCCGCUGAGCCACAUUGGUUUGAAGUGACUUAAUCAAUGUUAGCCAGACAAUUUGGUUGAAUCAACUCAGGUUUCAACAGCAUGUCAAUAAUCUUAACAUAUGUAAUGAAAAAUUAAUCUUCUCUUUGAUCACAUGAAUACAACUCAUUAUUCUUGUUGUUUACCUCAAGUUAACUUUUCACUUCAUACUAAAGGUUGUAUUCUGGACUAUUUUAUUUAAGUAAAUCAAAUCUUUAUAAUAAUAAACUUUCUGACUCGUGAAGAGGUUGGGACGAAUGGUGACUUCACGUGUGAGGUACCGGCUUAAGCUGCACAUUAAGAGCAAAAACUACAAUAAAGCUAAGGGCUCAUGGUACCACCUUCCA
Betta splendens (Siamese fighting fish) is the source of this 3293-nucleotide messenger RNA. Its product is annotated as stonin-1. Gene Ontology annotation, molecular function: clathrin-cargo adaptor activity. Bases 260 to 2365 code for a protein of 701 amino acids. The transcript is spliced from 4 exons. Gene Ontology annotation, biological process: clathrin-dependent endocytosis; synaptic vesicle endocytosis; regulation of endocytosis. NCBI's taxonomy places the organism in Eukaryota, Metazoa, Chordata, Actinopteri, Anabantiformes, Osphronemidae. The record is from RefSeq and is a predicted model, not a curated record. Gene Ontology annotation, cellular component: synaptic vesicle; AP-2 adaptor complex.